UGAUCACACUGAUGAAAUAAUGAGUGUUCAAUACCAAAAUAACUGUAAUAUAUUAGUACAUCACAGUGGAUACGUUAAUAAUAUAUAUAGCAAGGUUUGUUCCAGCGAUGAAAGUAAUGCUUUCAAAAUUAACCAGUGUUUGUUCGAUAUAAUUAUUGACAAAGAACAUAAAGAAGUACCUAAUAAAAAAAGAAAACUACAAAAACAAGAAUUAAAUGAAGAAUGUUUAAGAGUGAAAAAUAUGUACGAGCAAUUUUUAAAGGAGCUACCACCAAAACUGCAGCAAAGUUCUGCAAAAAGCAGUACAAGUGAGGUGCGAGACUUAGCACAAAAGCUAUUUGAAGCGACUGUGUUUGAACAUAACGGCGUAAAUGGUGGUAAUAACUCUGAUUCUGCACUUAUAUGUAGAAUUAAAGAAAACGAUUUCCUUGUACCUUCUAAUUGUAGAUUCUAUUGUGGAUGUGUGAAGGAGCAAUGUGAAAAACUGAAAGGCAGUAAGUUUGACAUAGUGGUGGCAGAUCCCCCUUGGUGGAACAAAUACAUAAGGAGGCUGAAGCAUGCUAAUGACAAGCUCAGUUACUCCAUGAUGUACAAUGAAGACAUUGCGUCCAUACCCGUGAGGAACCUGCUAUCUCCAAACUGCCUUGUUGCCAUGUGGUGCACAAAUGCUCCAAGCAAUAUUGCUGCUGUUAAAGAGUUGAUAUUCCCUCAAUGGGGUGUGGAGUAUUUGACUACUUGGUACUGGUUGAAGGUCACAACAAAUAUGGAACCGCUAUGCGACUUCAGCUCUGGAUGCAAGAAGCAACCUUAUGAGCGGAUUAUAUUGGGGAAAGUGGGAGAUGUGACGGUGCCUGAGGACCAGUUAAUCGUCAGCGUUCCGAGCGCUUUGCAUUCGCACAAACCUCCAUUAUUAGAACUUCUCUCGCCAUACGUGAAAACCAGCAAUCCUCAAACACUGGAACUAUUCGCGAGGUACCUCCUACCAAACACGACCAGCGUUGGCUUCGAGCCGCUAAAAUGGCAGCACAUAUCACUGUAUGAGAAAGUUAGUUGAUGAAUAAAAGAGAAAGGUAA
Messenger RNA from Cydia fagiglandana, 1074 nucleotides. It is a transcript of the gene Mettl4, whose product is annotated as N(6)-adenine-specific methyltransferase METTL4. The transcript has 6 exons. The record is from RefSeq and is a predicted model, not a curated record. Gene Ontology annotation, molecular function: nucleic acid binding; methyltransferase activity. NCBI's taxonomy places the organism in Eukaryota, Metazoa, Arthropoda, Insecta, Lepidoptera, Tortricidae. Gene Ontology annotation, cellular component: nucleus. Gene Ontology annotation, biological process: methylation. The coding region runs from base 20 to 1054 and encodes 344 amino acids.